This is a messenger RNA of Schizosaccharomyces osmophilus, 2901 nucleotides long. RefSeq names its product glycosylceramide biosynthesis protein Cwh43 (gene cwh43). Gene Ontology annotation, biological process: fungal-type cell wall organization; GPI anchor biosynthetic process. Lineage: Eukaryota; Fungi; Ascomycota; Schizosaccharomycetes; Schizosaccharomycetales; Schizosaccharomycetaceae. The record is from RefSeq and is a predicted model, not a curated record. The transcript is spliced from 2 exons. Gene Ontology annotation, cellular component: endoplasmic reticulum. Bases 1 to 2901 code for a protein of 966 amino acids.
AUGGCGAAAACAGCAAGCUCUUUGGCAUUCUCUGCCCAGUAUGUUGCUAUCAUACAUAGUGUUUUUUCGUUAGCAGCAUUUGUCAUUCCGCUGGGUCUAACUUUGUAUUAUCAUUAUCAUGAGGUAGUUAAAAACGAAUUUUUCUCGUAUCCAGAUGAAUGGUUUCCCUCUGUUUCAGCGACCAUCGGCGACUGGUAUCCCGAACGCGCUGCUUUUCAAUAUUUGAUCGCUCUCACAGCAACUCCUCGUCUACUUGCCCUCCUACUGUGGUUAUCUGUGACUGGUUCAAAAAAACCUUCUGCUGUGAUUACUACUUUUAUUGGUGUGCUUCGAACUGCACUUUGCGGUGGAUGGGUCUAUGUCACUUCUACAGAUGACCAUAAUAUGCACGAUGUUUUCAUGAUUAGUUACUUGCUUACGAAUAUUCCUUGGUUCAUUCUGACCUCAAAGUACUCUCCUCCCAAUGCCAAUGCUUACCGUGUUCGAAAAUGCGGCUCUUUCUUAUUCGUCGGUACCAUUUUCCCACUUAUUUAUUGGUAUAUUCAGCAUAAAUUCAAACGAAUUCCCGGCGCCUAUACAAUCUACGCAUUUCUCGAAUGGUCCCUUAUCUUCUGGGAUGUUUUAUUCGAUUCUGCUCUUUACUUUGACUUUCAGCCUCUGCGUCUCAACUUUCAUGUUGCUGAUAACUCCAUUAAGUCUAUAUCUUCAGAUAUUGUCCCCAAAUCCCAAGGGGAGGACAAUCAAUACACAUAUGCUAAGGCUGCUUCUUCAAGUCUGAAGAAAACAGGUGAAGAUAAGUCUGUUUGCUCCAAGACACAUAUCCUCUCGAGUUUUAUCCAAUUCUCUUCCGAAACUUAUCUCGCGUAUAUCUUUUGGAGCGUAUUAACUUCUAUGGGCCUUUUAAUUUGGUAUUUUCCGCUCUGGCAUAUGGGUAUUUCUGGAUAUGAAGCUUCUAUUUUAGUUGAGUUAUCUCCUUUUCUAUUGGCAAUUCCAUUUGUUAAGAAACUCACGUUUGGCGCUCCUUUGGUUCCUUUGUCACUGACUCUGGUAGGUGUUGCCGCCUAUUUAGUGACCGACCCUGUAUACAGACUUUUUACUGUCGCAUUCGCCGUUUUCAAUGGCUGUCUAGGAUGGUCUUCGCUUUUGUCAAGCAGCAAACAUUCUCCAGUUUUAUUGGAAAGACGAAUUACUACUUUUUUGCUUGGUUUAAUUGCAUCUUCUGUCGCUAAAUAUUCAUUUUUCUCGAACAACCCAAUUUGGCCCAUUCUUAACGAAAGCAAUGGAGGAAGGCAACCAGUUGCCCUAGUUUUUGGAGUUUUGGCAACUCUUGGCUUCGCCCUAUGCUCUUCAGGUUCUAAAAACUCUCAAACCUCUUCUCCAGAAAACGGUAAGAACCCAUCGUUUGCUUCUAUAUUUGGUUUAGGUUCUACUCUCUUCGCUUUGCACACACUGCUCUGUGACUCCACUAUCCUUAUUUCCUGGUCUUGGGAUGGAUAUCCCAUCAAAGGGCCCCAAGCUUAUCCUCACGGUGCCGUAUCCAUCAUCGUUGCUUUAUUAGCUAUCGUUGUGGCUCCUCGUUUGUAUAGAUCAUUCUCGUUUAUGCUUUUUGGGUUUGUGGCUUCCUGUGCUGGAUCGUAUGUUUUUUACUUGAAACAUGGUUGGCAAAGCUACCUUGGUGGUUUAGUGCUUUCUUCCUACGUGUUGAUUUCCGCUUUUCCUUCAUUCCGGUUUGCAGUAUCAUCCAGUCCAGCUAAAAUCUUUGGUGGUGGCUUCUUGGUAUAUAGCCUGUAUUCUUUUGCACAUGUUUGGGUAGUAGCAUACGAAUUCGUUCCUGGUGGAUUCAUGCUUCGCGAAAAGACCUCGUAUUUACUAAUUGCUCUUGCGGUCGGACUUUUCUGCCAAUUAUUAGGCUACAGCAGCUUCAGCUCGAAGAAACAUCCCGCCGGGAUCAACGCAAAUGCUGAAGAGACGCAUGCUAUCAAGCGUGGGUUUAAGAAAUCCAUUGUGUUAGCAGCAUGCUUAGGGUUUAUGGCAAUAAAGUAUGCUAUCAUGUACAAACCACCUUAUGAUUACACUCCUUACCAUCCCGAUGAAAAGGUAUUUACCGCCGGUAUUUGGACCAUUCAUUUUGGAUUAGAUGAUUAUAUGUGGGCAGCUGAACACCGUAUCCGGGAUGUUGUUCGCGACAUCGAGCUGGAUGUUUUUGGGCUUCUCGAAUCCGAUACUCAACGUUUAAUUAUGGGAUUCCGUGAUUUAACACAACUUUUGUCUCACGAUCUGGGCAUGUAUUCUGACUAUGGUCCAGGACCCGACAAGCAUACGUGGGGUGCAGCGUUGUUUUCCAAAUUCCCUAUCGUCAACUCGACGCACCAUUUGCUCCCAUCUCCCUAUGGUGAGCUUGCUCCUGCUAUCCACGCAACUUUGGAUGUUUAUGGAGAACUGAUUGAUGUAAUUGUUUCGCACAAUGGGCAGUACGAAAACGCGUUAGACCGUCAAUUACAAAGCACAGAGCUGUCAAGGAUUAUGAAAGAAAGCACCAGACCUUUAGUGUUCUUGGGUUAUGUAGUUUCUAAUGCGGGAGAAGAGCCUCAUACCAUCUUGACUCGUAAUAACGGAAUGCUUGACAUUGAGCCAGCUGAUUUUGAUCGUUGGUGUCAAUAUAUUUUAUACAGAGGUGUCAAACGCAUUGGAUACGCUCGACUUCAUCGUUCGACAGUUACAGAUACCGAAUUGCAAACUGGAAAAUUCCAAGUUACAUCAAAUUUAGGUGCGAAUAUUCGCAUUGCCUCUGAAAAUAUUCCUGAAACGCACCGUUAUCCUACCAAAUUUGAAGGCACAGGAGUAAAUGGACAUUACUACGAUAACAACCAAGUUAUUCAUGAACCAUGGUAUUACGACUAA